AUGGUAGCUCUUCGUCCUGAGAAUCUAUACAUUCGUCCUGAGAAUCUGUCCAUUCGUCCUGAGAAUCUGCUAAUUCGUCCUGAGAAUCUGUCCAUUCGUCCUGAGAAUCUGUUAAUUCAUCCUGAGAAUCUGUCCAUUUGUCCUGAGAAUCUGCUAAUUCGUCCUGAGAAUCUGUCCAUUCGUCCUUAUAAUCUGCUAAUUCAUCCUGAGAAUCUGUCCAUUCGUCUUUAUAAUCUGCUAAUUCGUCCUGAGAAUCUGACCAUUUGUCCUGAGAAUCUGUUAAUUUGCCCUCAGAAUCUGCGGCUCAACCUGGGAUUUUGA
Pelobates cultripes (western spadefoot toad) is the source of this 321-nucleotide messenger RNA. NCBI's taxonomy places the organism in Eukaryota, Metazoa, Chordata, Amphibia, Anura, Pelobatidae. The record is from the annotation of a GenBank genome assembly.